GGGGGGGAAAAAGGGGGGGAAACACCAUUUUCAAUUUUCUCUGCAGCAGAUACAGAAAUCAGAGUUCUUCAUCCGUCAAUUAAACACGCACGAACACACACACGCACAAACACACACAUUCUGUGUGAUUUUUGCAACUGGUAGUGAACAUGUCUUCGCCGCUAAAGCCACACGAGCGUAAGUUCCCGAUCAAAGACGAGAGGCGCGUGCGGAAAUUCUGCACAAUCAGUGAUAUGAGCGUUUAUCAAUCGGUCGUUAUCACUGAUGAAGAUUGUUUGCAAUCGGCCGAGAUUCUGAUUUCUACUGGUCAAGUAAUAUCAUGGAAGACUAAAGGGGGGGAAGAGCUGCUUUUUGUCAGUGAAAAGAUUAAUUGGAAACACGAUCAACCAAUUCGCGGAGGCAUCCCAAUUUGCUUUCCGAAGUUUUUGAACAAUGGAAAUAUCGAGAACCCAUUUAAGGCGGCUUGGCGUAUUGACACAUCCGUCCCUAAACACAACGACAAGGCAUCUCUUAAUUUGAUUCUGGAGCCAAGUCCCGCCGACUUGUUAAACUGGCCUCAUAAAUUUGAGUUCCGUAUGAGAUAUCAGGCGGCAGUUGUCGGAUAUCUGUUGAUGGCAGCUCGUAUAAGAAACACCGAUGAUAAGCCUUUUACAUUCCAAUUUUGCUAUCAAAACUACUUACCUGCCUCAGAUAUCAGUAACAUUCGGAUUCAAGGAUUGGAUAAACUGGAUUAUCUGGACUAUCAGAAGAACGAGCGAUUUACUGAACAGGAUGCUUCAAUCUCCAUUGACUCUGAAGUGGACAAGGUGUAUAUCAACGCACGAGGUGGAAUGAAUAGGAUCGUUGCCAUAAAAACUACAGUAGGGCAAAAUUAUUCCGUUCGGGGAUGUGCUAGUCUUCCUGAUAUUGUGAUGUGGAAUCCAUGGACUGAGAAGGCAAAGACAAUAAGUGAUUUGGGAGAUGGAGAGUAUAGGGAAAUGCUGUGUGUGGGGCCCGCUGCAGUUGUUGAUCCGGUGACGUUGAAUCCCGGCGAGGAGUGGACCGGGAGACAGAGUAUUUGCAUUGAUGAUUAGACCAACAGCAUGCUGAGUAUGAAUAUAUCAUCAGUUUCUCUAAAGUACUCUUUUCUGCCUUAGCCUAUACAUACAUACAUAUAUACAUGCAUUGAAUUUGAGGUCGUCGUGAUUUUCAAUUAGUUGAAUAAAUACCUAAACCAGCUUCCUAUUGAAAGACUUAUAAAAUUUUAAUGUUCCUUGUUAC
Molecule: messenger RNA, 1260 nt
Organism: Erythranthe guttata (spotted monkey flower)
Lineage: Eukaryota; Viridiplantae; Streptophyta; Magnoliopsida; Lamiales; Phrymaceae
Product: putative glucose-6-phosphate 1-epimerase
Biological process (GO): carbohydrate metabolic process
Cellular component (GO): cytoplasm
Molecular function (GO): carbohydrate binding; glucose-6-phosphate 1-epimerase activity
Source: RefSeq, a predicted model, not a curated record